AUGUCUGGUAAAUGGAAUCACGGUCUGUGUGGCUGCUUCAAUGAUUUAGGUCUGUGCAUCGUGACGUACUUCGUGCCAUGCUAUACCGCUGGGAAGAACGCCGAGGCAGUCGGCGAAGGUUGUCUGCUCCAUACAUUGCUCUACUUGGUCCCUAUCGUCCAUUGCAUCUGUGCGGCUCAGAUCCGAGGCAAGAUCCGUCACGAUCGAAGUAUAAAGGGAAGUAAUUUGAACGACAUGUUAAUGCACUGCUUCUGUCCGUAUUGCUCACUCACACAAGAAGCACAGGAAUUGAAGUCUGUACCGAGCGAUGCUCCAAUGGCGAGGUUUUAA
Molecule: messenger RNA, 330 nt
Organism: Saccoglossus kowalevskii
Lineage: Eukaryota; Metazoa; Hemichordata; Enteropneusta; Harrimaniidae
Source: RefSeq, a predicted model, not a curated record